AUGCCUCCUCUACCUGGUACAUCCGCAACAGCCCCGUUCGCGUCCACGCCGACAGAAGCAGAUCCCUAUUUGUAUCAAGUGGGCUUUGGAAACCAGUUUGCAUCGGAAGCAAUCCCGGGCACAUUGCCAAGAGCUUGCAACACCCCCCAAAGAUGCAAAUACGACCUUGUAUCAGAACAGCUUAACGGCACGCCCUUUGUGUCUCCGCGAGCUUCUUUGCUCCAUGCGUGGUUCUAUCGCAUCCGACCGUCUGUGGUUCACAAAAAGCUAAAAUCAUUACCGAAGAACCCGGACAUCGAAGCCAACUUCUCUCCCAGCAACGAGAAGGUCACUUUUACCCCGCAUGAUUUGGGAUGGGAUGCAUUUAGCAUUCCUAAACCAUCGGACUCGAUUGACUUCAUCCAGGGGUGGAAGACUAUCAGCGGCCACGGCGAUCCUGCUUCAAAAGAAGGCCUGGCAGUCCAUAUCUAUACGGCCAAUUCAUCUAUGACCAACAAAUCUUUUUGUAACAAUGAUGGGGAUCUUCUAAUCAUCCCACAAGAGGGGAGAUUGGACAUUCAGACAGAAUUCGGACGCAUAAUGGUGCGUUCCGGCGAGCUUCUUGUGAUCCAGGCCGGCAUGCGAUUCACAGUUGGCCUGCCGGAUGGCACUGCGCGGGGGUAUAUCCAGGAGAUCUUCGGCAGCCACUACGAGCUUCCAGAAUUGGGCCCGGUCGGGUCGAACGGCAUGGCCAUGCCUCGCGAUUUUGAGACCCCAGUAGCCGAUUUUGACAUCGACCAGUCCAAGUGGCAGGUUGUCGUGAAGCUGAUGGGAAACCUAUUUGUGUAUGAACAAGAUCAUACCCCCUUCGAUGUUGUCGCAUGGCAUGGGAACUACGCUCCAUAUAAAUACGCCAUGGAAAAGUUUAUCAACACCGCCACCGUCGAUCGGGACCAGAGUGACCCUUCAAUCUACUGUGUACUCACAGCGAAGUCGAAACGAUCGGGAGUAGCCUUAUCUGAAUUCUUAGUAUUCACUCCAAAAUGGGGUGUUACGCGCAAUACCUUCCGACCGCCAUAUUAUCAUCGGAAUGUGGCGACAGAAAUCAUGGGCAUGACUUACGGAACAUGGUCGGGGUCUGCCACCUCGUUACACCCUGGCAGUCUCACCUACGAGCCAAGCUACAUGCCACAUGGUGAGUCGUUUGAGCGAUGGAAAGAAGCUACCAGCAUGGACUUGAAACCUCAACGGAUCGGCGAAGGAGCAAUGGCAUUCAUGAUGCAUAUAUCAUCUCAUGUUUCCUUGACAGAAUACGCACUCGAACGCAGUGAGAAGCUGCAACACCAGCCGGAUGAAUUUUGGAAUGAUUUCAAGGGCGGAUUCAUGGACCAUUUGGACGAAGUGAAUGCAGAUUUAGAAAAUGCUGGUCGUUCUGGGCUGCAAGUGGAGCAUCGCCAGUGA
This is a messenger RNA of Penicillium atrosanguineum, 1440 nucleotides long. RefSeq names its product Isochorismatase hydrolase. Lineage: Eukaryota; Fungi; Ascomycota; Eurotiomycetes; Eurotiales; Aspergillaceae. The transcript has a single exon. Gene Ontology annotation, cellular component: cytoplasm. Bases 1 to 1440 code for a protein of 479 amino acids. Gene Ontology annotation, biological process: L-phenylalanine catabolic process. Gene Ontology annotation, molecular function: homogentisate 1,2-dioxygenase activity. The record is from RefSeq and is a predicted model, not a curated record.